Molecule: messenger RNA, 3256 nt
Organism: Pygoscelis adeliae (Adelie penguin)
Lineage: Eukaryota; Metazoa; Chordata; Aves; Sphenisciformes; Spheniscidae
Gene: JOSD1
Product: Josephin domain containing 1
Exons: 4
Coding region: 646-1254 (202 amino acids)
Biological process (GO): protein deubiquitination
Molecular function (GO): cysteine-type deubiquitinase activity
Source: RefSeq, a predicted model, not a curated record
UGUCGGAGUGCAGGGUGACUUGUGAGGAAUUGCCUUCCCCGGAGCCUGGACCUGGGUUUUUUGUGGCCUAGCAAGAAGCGGUUUCCUUUCCCGAGCUGUUGGCAUCUUCUUGCCUGGAUUCAGUCAUUCCCAAAGGAAUGGAGGAAUGCAGCUGUUAAGUCUUUAACCACCCUGUGCUCCCAUAGGCAGCACCAGAAGCUGGCUUCAUCUGCUCCACUUUGGCACUUUGGGGGUGGGCCUCUCUUUUUUACCUGCUCUGGGUACCUUUUUAGUGGCACUAUAGACCAAAGGAGAUGGAAGAAAAGGAGCGGUGUGAUAAAUUCCAGCUGGUACCUUGAGACUAAGGGGAUUCAUAUCUUUUGACUUUCUUUUUUUUCCUGUGGGGUGUGGGGGGAGGGAAGUAUUACAUUUUAUGGGGUAUGGGAGGAGGGAGGAAAAAUAUGUUGCAGAUCUUUAUGUGGUUUUUAAAACCAGCCAUCAGAGGCAAUUACUGAACAAACUGAAGCACAAGAGGAGGGUUUGUGAGCUGGAAGCAGCGCUAGCCUGCAAAAGAAGGGGGCAGUGGGCUGCUGUUGUGACUGUGGAGGAAGAAACUUCAGCCUCCUUUGUUUCUCACCACCUACUCUCCAUCCACCCUACGCAAAAAUGAGUUGCGUGCCAUGGAAAGGUGACAAGACCAAAUCGGAAUCACUGGAGCCACCCCAGCUACCGCCACUGCAUAUUUACCAUGAGAAGCAGCGUAGGGAGCUGUGUGCCCUCCAUGCCCUCAACAAUGUCUUCCAGGACAGCAACGCCUUCACUAGGGAAACCCUGCAGGAGAUUUUUCAGAGGCUGUCUCCCAACACCAUGGUGACGCCCCACAAGAAGAGCAUGCUGGGAAACGGAAACUAUGAUGUGAACGUGAUCAUGGCAGCGCUUCAGACCAAAGGCUAUGAGGCGGUUUGGUGGGACAAGCGCAGGGAUGUUAACGUCAUUGCCCUGUCUAACGUGAUGGGCUUCAUCAUGAAUCUGCCCUCCAGCCUUUGCUGGGGCCCCUUGAAGCUCCCCCUCAAGCGACAGCACUGGAUCUGCGUCCGGGAGGUGGGAGGCACCUACUACAACCUCGACUCCAAACUCAAGAUGCCCGAGUGGAUUGGAGGUGAAAGUGAGCUCAGGAAAUUUUUGAAACACCAGCUGAGAGGAAAGAACUGUGAACUCCUGCUGGUGGUGCCAGAGGAGGUGGAAGCACAUCAGAGCUGGAGAGCUGACGUGUGACCCGGCCGACUCUGUCCUCCCACCACUACAGCUCUUCCCCUUUACUGAACUCCCGAUGUCCUGAAACCUGGAUAACGGGUGCCUCGACUCUUCUCGUCUGGAACUUCCUUUGUUAGGCUCUUCUCUUCCUUCCUUGGUGCAAUAGGGCAGUGGCGUGGGACGCUGCGGGGGGGGGAAGAAUUGAGGGCAGAGUGGAGGAAACUGGAAGCCAAUCGCUUUAAUCGCAGAGGCGGAUGAGCUGCGUGCCCUUCAGCUAGCUAGAAGGCACUGCGCUCUUCAAAACUGGGCUUUGGGGCUAGGGUGUCCGGAAGCCUCUGGCCUCCCUUUCCCCACAUUGGUCAAGGCCGCGUGUGGUGGGACGCUGCUCCCUCCGGGGCUUGCCGGGGAGGAGCGGGGGGCCGAGCACGCUGCCGCCUCUUCACAAAGUCUCUCCCUCCGAAACAAGUUGUCGUGAAGACAUUUGCAAUUCCUAAGGGUCUCUCAGGACACUCUCAAACACUAUGGAAUGGUACGGUGCUCAGCACGACCCUCUGCUUUUUAGGGAUGGUUUGUGCCAGGAAUGAGAAAACAACGAUAAAAACAGUGUCAUCUUUCAAGAAAUUCUUCGGGUAGCUAGUGGAUUCUUCCCCAGUGUCUCCAGGGAUUUAUGUAUGUGGUGAGCGGUUGUUCGGCAGCAUGUGGCUGGCUAAGGCGACGUGGAGACAGCAAGCACAGGCUAAUUGAGGAGUAUCGAGUUUCUGGACUGGAGAGAGGCCGUAGUCUGCUUGGGUUUCUUUGUGCUAUCUUGGGGUUUUUUUUCUUUUUUAAUAUCUAUUUUGGUUUUCUGCGUGGUCACCCAGUAGUUUAGGGGCUGUUCGGAGAGAGGAAGAAAACUCAAGGGGUUUUGAGAGGAAUUCAUUCCCUUUUAUUUUCCUCUUUCCAGAAGUCUAGCCCACAGUCGCGAAUGUCAUGCGAAAUGUCCCAGAAAGAUGAAGUUACAAAGCAAAAAUCGGCUGAGGAGGGAAGCCUUUGUAAUAGUCAGUUUUUGCCCCUUUUAUAGUUACUAGCUGAUAAUGUGGGAGGUGCAGAGGGACCGCCAGAGCCUUCGGGCGUUAGAGAGACCCUGGCCUGGUAGCUGAACCGACCUCUCUCUUAGUGUUGGCCGACAAACAUUCCGUUAACGGACGAAUCGCUUUUUCCUCCCCUCCCUUCCGUGGGGAAGAGUGACUAGACAUGGGGGCGCUGAGAGGAAUCUCCACUGGCUGUUUCUGGGUCACCUGGGCGAGCUGUAGCUCGGUCAUGCCUUCCACAGCAGGAGGAGGAAAUGCUGAAUUUGGAACAGGCUUUGUUGCGUUUAGCUCUUCCUGGCCGAGCUACCAUUUGCUUCCCUCCUUUAUGCGUGGGAUGUCUCGGUUAAACAGCAAUCUCUGGGACGUGACGGAGCUUGAAGGAUCCCGCUCCAUCGUGCAGGAAAGUCUCAUUACUGGUGUUUGAGCUUGCGAGGGAGAGGGGUUGUAACUACCUUUUUCUCAGUUAUUUUUCUCUCGGGAGCUCCGCAAAGCGUGAGCGGGUGUUUGAAGCUGAGAGACCGCCGUACUUGCACCUUCCUAAAAGAGAACGGAGGCCGCGUGACGACGGGACGAUGGUGUUCACCGACCCCCGGACAUCUUGGCAAGCACCGUUUUGCAGUCUUCUGAGCACAGCCUCCCGCAGCCAAGGGCGAACGGCUCGUACGUUUUAAAGACCCAACGUUUCUAUAAAAAGUCCUAUUUCGUAACACAUUCCACUGACCAAUACCAGCUGGCAGUUCUUAAACACUUUCCGGGCAGGGUGCGCAGCCUGCAGGCAUUCUGCUUGUGACUUGAAGCCAUCUCUUCAAGAGGGGGAAAAAAUAAAUCUCGGCAGCAACGUUUUCUACGCUGAUGAAAGGCGCGCUGUGGAGAAACCCCGUUUGCAUGGAAACUGCAAGCCAACAGAUCAGUGCACAAUAUGCAAAGAUGUUUUAAAAUAUUUUGGGGCUACU